AUGGAUGAUGAUAAUUCGGGGAAGAAAAAAGGCCAUAGGGAGCGCCAUUCUGGAAGGAAGGUGGAGAAGAAAAAGCUGAAAAAGUCUAAAGAAUCCGGUGAAAUCAACGAUGAUCCUAAGUCGAGAAACCCGAAAGCGUUCACGUUCAAUUCAGCGAUAAGAGCAGAGCGGAGAUUUCGAAGGAAAGAAGAUAUUAACACUAAGAAACAACACAUUCCUCUCGUGGAUAGAACGCCUUUGGAGCCGCCUCCUGUGGUCGUAGCGGUAGUGGGGCCGCCUAAAAUCGGAAAGAGCACUCUCAUCAACAAUUUAAUCAAAUUAUUCACCAAAAUACCGUUAACGAACGUCAAAGGCCCCGUUACGAUAGUCACCGGCAAGAAGAAGAGAAUCACGUUUUUCGAAUGCAACAACGACAUUAAUUCCAUGAUCGAUUUAGCGAAGGUGGCGGAUUUAGUGCUUCUAUUAUGCGACGCCAGUUUCGGUUUCGAAAUGGAAAUCUUCGAGUUUUUGAACAUUUGCCAAGUACACGGAAUGCCGCGAAUAAUGGGCGUUCUAACGCAUCUAGACCUGAUUAAAAACAGCAAAGCGUUAAAAACAACCAAAAGAACGUUGAAACACAGAUUCUGGACCGAAGUCUAUCCAGGCGCAAAACUAUUCUACCUAUCCGGCAUAAUCCACGAGGAAUAUCUGAGAAACGAAAUCAAAAAUUUAGGUAGAUUCAUAAGCGUAAUGAAAUUCCGACCGCUACAAUGGAGGACCACUCACAGCUAUUUAGUAGGCGACCGAUACGAGGAUCUCACCAAUCAAGAAUUAAUGAGGAAGAAUCCUAAAUGCGAUCGAAACGUCGCCUUGUACGGGUACAUACGAGGCGUUCCUCUAAAGAAAGACUGUUUCGUUCAUAUAGCAGGUUUCGGAGACAUGAAAAUACACGACCUCUCCUACCUGCCGGAUCCUUGCCCUCUGCCCGAGCAAUUGAAGAAACGGGCGCUCAUCGAAAAGGAGAAAUUGAUUUACGCGCCCUUCUCGGGCGUCGGAGGAAUCGUCUACGACAAAGACGCCGUUUACAUGGAAUUAGGGGGUUCGCACAGCCACGGGCACAGGGAAGACGAGACCGAGAACAUCGUAUCGAAUUUGAUCGGCACGAAGGAAACUCUCGACGAGAAACUGAAGCAUUCCGAACUGCAAAUUUUCACGGGCGGGAAGACGAUCACCAACGACGAUUUUAGCGGCGAUGAAAGCGACGAUGAGGACGAGGAGGAAGUGCAGCUGUUUGAGAAGAACGAGAAGCGAUCGGAGAACUCCGAACUGGACGCGGAAUUGAGUAAAUUGAGAAAGAACUACGUUAAAGUAGAAGAUAACGGUAGGAUAAGAAGGAAAGUUAUAUUCGAUGACAAUUUAGACAUUAACGAUGAUGAAAGUGAUGGCGAUGAGAGCGAUGAUGACGACGCGGAGAAGCACGAAGAAUACUGCAUGAACUUGCAGAAUAACAAAAACGACGAACUCAAUUUAAAAGUCAAAGAUAUUCUGAAUAAAAUCGAAUCCGAUCAGAAAAAGCGAACCGAAGAGGCCUCGUCCGAUGACGACGACAGCGACGAUAACGAGGGCAUCGAAUGGAAGGAAAACAUGAUGGAGAAAGCUAAAGAAUCCUUCGUUAAUCGACAAACGAUGAACAAAAACCUAAUGAAACUAGUUUACGACUUUCAGGACGAGCACGACGAGAAAGCCGAAGAAGAAACCGAAGAUUCGCAAGAAAACGAAAUCGGCGGAUUGUUUCGAAAAGUCUCCAAAGAACAACACCAGCUCAAACGAAACAAAGACGUCAUGAAUCUAACGGAAUCCUCCUUAAUGCUGCCCUGGGACUCCCCCAUGAAAGACUGGACAUUACCGGAGAACAAAGACUCGAUAACAAACUGCUUCGUGACGGGCAAAUGGAAAGACAGCGAAGACGCCACCGAGCUCCUGAAAUUAGACGACGCCGAGACGCUCAGCGACGCCGAUUCGGAGGUGUUCGGCGACUUCGAGGACCUCGAGACCGGCGAGAAGCACCGGGAUCGGGCGAAGCCCGAGAAACGCAAGCGAGACGAGUGCGAUAAGGACGCCGAGGCCGACGGCGAAGCGCUCGCCGACAAGAAACGCAAGCUAAAGGAGAAAUUCGACGCUGAAUACGACAACCAGGAGAAGCUGAGCUACUACGACGAAUUGAAGUUGUCCGCCGAGAAGCAGGCGGAAUUGAACAAAACCGUGUUCGAUAACGUGCCCGAUGAGAUUCGAGUGCAAAUCGAAGGGUACAGGCCGGGCAUGUACGUUCGAUUGGAAUUUCGGGACGUACCGUGCGAAUUCGUCGAACAUUUCGAUCCCACUUGUCCUUUAGUUAUCGGUGCUUUAAACAUGGGCGAAGAGAACAUAGGUUUCGUUAACGUGAGAAUCAAAAAGCACCGUUGGUACAAGAAAAUCCUGAAAACAGCCGAUCCUUUGAUAAUAUCGUUGGGUUGGAGGCGAUUCCAAACGAUACCGUUGUUCUCCAAAUUGGAGGACGACAUGAAGUUCAGGUAUUUGAAGUACACGCCGGAACAUUUGGCGUGUAACGCCCAUUUUUGGGGUCCCAUUACGCCCCAAGGGACAGGGUUUUUGGCGUUGCAAACGGUAAAUUCGGAGAGUGGUAAUUUGCAAAAAAUUGGGUUCAGGAUAGCGGCGACCGGUACUGUACUGGAGUUGGACAAGAAUACUAGGAUAAUGAAGAAAUUGAAAUUAAUCGGGCAUCCUAUGAAGAUAUACAAAAAGACCGCUUUUAUAAAAGGAAUGUUCAAUUCAUCAUUAGAAGUGGCCAAGUUCGAAGGGGCUCGAAUAAAAACCGUCUCGGGCAUAAGGGGACAGAUAAAAAAAGCGGCAAUCAAACCGAAAGGUUGCUUUAGGGCGACAUUCGAAGAUAAAAUAUUGUUAAGCGAUAUCGUUUUCUGUCGUACGUGGUUCAAAGUGGACGUGCCGAAAUUUUACAACCCCGUAAACACUCUUCUCCUACCGGCGCUCGAAAGGAACUCUUGGAAGGGCGUCAGAACCACCGGCGAGGUCAAGCGAGAACAGGGAAUCAAGAAUCCCGCUAAUGCGGAUAGUUUGUACACUCCUAUCGAAAGAGAAGAGAAACCGUUCAAACCGCUCGUCAUACCGAAGAAAUUACAAAAGCAAUUGCCCUACAAGGACAAGCCCAAAUACAACUCGAAAUCCACCGAUAAAUUGGAUAGGAUAGCCGUCAUCGCCGAACCGCAGGAGGAAAAAGUAUCGACUAUGAUGAAAAUGUUGAGGGCGACUUAUGAAAAGAAACAAGAAAAACUCAAAGAAGAGACGAAAGAGAGGAUAGAACAAUUGCGAGAAAGGAUCGAAGGAAUCGAAGCAAACAAAUAUAGGAAAUUAAAGGAGAUCAAGAAGCAAGUGCACCGAAUGAGGAGCAAACAAGCGAAAUCUAAAGGAGGAAAAAAAUAA
This is a messenger RNA of Phyllotreta striolata, 3477 nucleotides long. Lineage: Eukaryota; Metazoa; Arthropoda; Insecta; Coleoptera; Chrysomelidae. The record is from the annotation of a GenBank genome assembly.